AUGUUUGUAAGUGGAGCCUCGUGUUAUUUGAAAACGUUGUCCAGCAGAGUUUUGGGUAAAGUGUCGUAUCAUGGUCUCCUCGCCUCGAGCAAGCCGCUCGGUGCGCGUGACGCACCGCGUGUCCGGAGCUCCGUGCGGGGCUCCGUGCGGGGCUACCGCAACACCGGGAAGCCUCUUCACCCGGGACCGGGCCAGGCGGCCCACGGCCGGGUUGUUGACCUGCGCAGCGACACGGUGACCAAGCCCGGGCCGGCGAUGAGGCGAGCCAUGGCCGAGGCGGAGGUCGGAGAUGACGUGAUGGGGGAAGACCCGAGUGUUAACGAGUUAGUGCAAAUUGCAGCAGAUAUGUUUCGGAUGGAAGCGGCACUCAUCGUUCCGUCUGGAACCAUGAGUAAUCUCAUAGCAGUGAUGGUGCACUGCAGGGAGCGAGGCGACGAGAUGAUCGUGGGCGAUCUGUCCCAUGUUCACAUCUAUGAGCAAGGAGGGAGCGCACAGCUAGCAGGAGUCCACGCCACCACCGCCACAACGCUCCCCGACGGGUCCUUUGACUUGGAUCAGCUGGACUCAAAGAUCCGCCACGGUUACCCCGACCCACAUUACCCACGCACACGCCUCAUAUGCGUGGAAAACACACACAACAUAAAGGGGGGGCGUGUGCUGCCUCUGACCUUCCUGCAGGAGGUGCGUGCUUUGGCCGAUAGAUUUGGUCUGUCAGUCCACAUGGACGGAGCCAGGGUUAUGAACGCCGCUGUUGCCCUGGGGGUGCCUCCAUCCACCAUACUGCAGCACACACACACCGUCAGUGUGUGUCUCUCCAAGGGUUUGGGAGCUCCUGUGGGGACCAUACUUGCUGGACCCAGAGACUUCAUAUCCCAGGCUGUGCGGUGCCGUAAAGCUCUGGGGGGGGGGAUGCGACAGGCUGGUAUACUGGCAGCAGCUGGAAAACUGGCUUUACUGGAGAUGGUUGAAAGACUGGAGGAAGAUCACCGUAAUGCAAAAACCUUUGCUCAAGCUCUGCUUGACUGUGACCCUCCUCUAUUCGCUGUAGACCUGGCCGCGGUGGAAACAAACAUCCUGCGUUUCCACCUACAGGAGCCCAGCUUAAGCCCCGCUGAGUUCUGUGACCGCAUGGGUCAGGUCUGCGAGGGAGAAGAGGCAGCACUGGGACAGGGGAUACAAGUGCUCAUGUACCCUUAUUUUGGAAAUUCCGUGAGGGCUGUAUGGCAUCUGGGGAUUUCCCCUGAAGAUACCCAGCUGGCCGUCCAGAAAAUGCAAUUUGUGGCUUCUCAGUUCUUGAAUGAAAACGUCAGGCCCCAGUGAAACCUGGUACUUCCUACGAUGUGUUGUAUCAAAUUCAGGACUGAUCACAGUAAAUUUAAUCAAAACCAUUUUUGAGAAUAUUAUUAAAUGUACAAACCACGG
Messenger RNA from Pungitius pungitius (ninespine stickleback), 1422 nucleotides. RefSeq names its product threonine aldolase 1 (gene tha1). The coding region runs from base 1 to 1320 and encodes 439 amino acids. Gene Ontology annotation, cellular component: cytosol. NCBI's taxonomy places the organism in Eukaryota, Metazoa, Chordata, Actinopteri, Perciformes, Gasterosteidae. The transcript has 7 exons. Gene Ontology annotation, molecular function: L-allo-threonine aldolase activity. The record is from RefSeq and is a predicted model, not a curated record. Gene Ontology annotation, biological process: L-threonine catabolic process; glycine biosynthetic process.